AUGACUCUUUAGACUAUACCUCAACUCUUUAUCUAAGGCUUUUAUAACACAGAAAUAGGUGCUUGGGGUGGAUUUAAUGUGUUCAGUUAUAUAUUGUUAGUUAGUAAUUUAUUCUAUUACUUUUCUGAAUUAUAAUUCAUAGUAUUCACUACAACAUAUAGAUAGAUGUAAACAGAGCUACAAUUUAAAUUGAAAAAAAUUAAGUUAAAGUUAAUUUAAGAAACAAAACAAUUAAUAAAAUCAGAUUUAAAAUAUAUUGGAUUUGUUAAAGCUUUUUAUUUUCAUAUUGAUCCAAGUACAUCUUAAUCCUUAAAUGAUAUUAUAUAUUCAGCACUUAUUAAAAGAAAAGGUGUAUGGUUUAAAUAAUAAAAUUCUUGA
Paramecium octaurelia is the source of this 378-nucleotide messenger RNA. The record is from the annotation of a GenBank genome assembly. Lineage: Eukaryota; Ciliophora; Oligohymenophorea; Peniculida; Parameciidae.